Messenger RNA from Zootermopsis nevadensis, 4246 nucleotides. RefSeq lists its product as uncharacterized. Lineage: Eukaryota; Metazoa; Arthropoda; Insecta; Blattodea; Termopsidae. Gene Ontology annotation, molecular function: RNA binding. Gene Ontology annotation, biological process: mRNA splicing, via spliceosome. Gene Ontology annotation, cellular component: RES complex; U2-type spliceosomal complex. The record is from RefSeq and is a predicted model, not a curated record.
GUCAUGUGUGAAAUUAUUUUCGUAAUUAAAAGUGACAUGUGUGGAAGCAGUUUAAUGUUCGGAAACUAAAAGCUUACACUUUAAAUUAAUUAUCUUUCAUUCACCUUCAUAAAUGACCCGAGAUUCUAUAUUCAUUUCACAGGAGAAUAAUCGCCAAAAUUAAUGACGGAAUACCACGAGGAAGUUGGUGUUUACAAUUUUAACAGAUAUAACGAUGGCAGUAACUCAAUUAAGCCAGAAGGAUUAUUUGAAGAAGUAUUUAUCGUCUAAUACCGACGAUAAAAAGAAAAGGAAGAAAAAGAAGCUUCAGAAAGCUGUACACGAAAGGUUUCGUGUAGUGGAUGAUGACAUAGAUUUGAAGAAUAUGCGACCACUUGACGAUGAUGAAUUAGAUUUGUAUCACUUGGCAGAAGAUGGACCACAGAUAGCAGGGAUUAUUGAUGAACGUCCAGAUGAUAUGCGAACACUUGAAGAAUUUCGUGGUUCCAGGAGGUGGAAAGUAAUGUCUGAUGAAUUUGGUAUUGAAGAUAUUAGAGUAACUGCUUUAGAAUAUGGGAAUAAUAAGAUUGUUACAUCAUUGCCUUCAAAGAAUCAUGGAAAGUCAGAUUUGGUUCAGGAGAGAGGACUUGAUUCUUCUAGAGAAAUUAAAAAGACAUCUAGUAAACAUCUGAAUUCAGAUUAUUCACCUGUAAGGAAAUGUGAAGGUGACUUAGAUAUAACACCACCUAGGAGGUCUAGGGUACGUAGUGAUUCAGAUGUUUCUCCAACAAGAAAGCUACAGGCACAGAGAGGUUUGGGUGUGUUACUGCCUAAAAAAGAUGGUAGAGAAACAGAUUCUGAUUCUUCACCUUCAAGGAAAAAUAGACACAGUCCAGCAUCUCUCAAGAGAAGCAAGUUAGAAGUGUCUCCACAAAGAAAAGAAAAGAGUAAAAGGGAGCUCUCACCUGUCAGGAAGAAUAAACGUAAUGCUGAGCUACCUCUUACUAGAAAAUAUAAUCAUGAUUCAGAGAAACCUGUUUCAACUCUGAGAAAAACAAAAUAUGGUGGAUCACCCUCUAGAAAAAACAAGUAUCAUAAUUUAUCACCUCCAAGGAAAUCUAGAAUGCAGAAUGACUUUGAUACUUCACCACCAAGAAAACCCAGGAGAUCAGAAGAAUACGACGACACUCCUCCGAGAAAUUCAAGGAAGCAUGGCAGUAAAAUCAAUAGAGAUCAGAGAAGAUGUAGUGAUUCAGAUGUAUCGCCACCUAGGAAAACCCCAAGACAUGGUUUGCCUUCCAAAGAUAGUUCAAGAACAUUGUCGUCUUUCAAAACAUCAAGGAACAGUGAUGCCAAUCAUCCUGAAGAAUCUCAUACAAAUGAACGGAUUGGAUCAUUUGCAAUAAAAUCAAAGCAAGGAGACUUUAAAAAAUCUGAUAAGACAAAUAAAGACCUUUCGGUCAUAACAGAAUUUGUUUCACCAUCAAUACAUCGCGAUAGAAGUGAGUCACCAUACAGGAAAUACAGACAUCGAAGCUCACCAGAUUUACCACCCAGAAAAUCAAAGGUUCUUGCACAUUCAAGGAACAGUUCAGGUAAUUCACCUCAAAGGGUUUCUAAAAUGUCGAGGAAUGCAGCGUCACCUUCAACUAAGAGGAGCGAUUAUGAUGGGAGAGGGAGAAUUGAAGACAAAUAUGGACACCAAGACAGAAGUGACAAAACGAAAGGCAGAAUGGAGAAGACAUUGGAUGGUAAAAGAGCUGGUUUACAAGCUGCUGGAGAACUGAGACAAGAGUUAUCUGAUUUCAGACGAAGAGAGGAUGAGUUGUUUACUGAGAUGGGUGAUGAUGUAUCUGGGCGAGGAGCUGCAGUCGUCUUAAGAGAUCGUGCGACUGGCAAACGCCGGAACUUGGAAGAGGAAGCAGAACGGAAACAAGACGAAGAUGAAAAACUGAAACAAUACAAAGAAAAAUAUUCAAGAUGGGGUAAAGGGUUGAAACAAGCAGAGGAGCAGGGGGAGAAGUUGCAGCAGGCCCUUCAUGAGAUGUCAAAGCCUUUAGCACGCUAUGCAGACGAUAAAGACUUGGACCAGCAUUUACGUAACCAGGAAGUUGAAGGAGAUCCCAUGUUGGAAUAUAUACGCAGCAAAAAGACAGCAGAGACAACAAAAAGUAAACCAAAAUACCAAGGUUCCUUCCCACCGAAUCGAUUUCAUAUUCCACCAGGCCACAGGUGGGAUGGUGUUGAUCGUUCGAAUGGCUAUGAAAAGCAGUGGUUUGAACGACAGAGUUCACGUAAAGCAGUUGAAGAGGAAGCGUAUAAAUGGAGUACAUCAGAUAUGUAAUAUUCACUUACAUAUGUCACGACCCCAGGAAGUUAGUGCCUUCUUGAUUAAGGUAAUAAUCGCUGUAUGUAGAACGUAGAAAGAGCAGAGUGCGUAGCUUAUGUGUGCGUCAUAAGGAUUUGAUUCAUUGUAUCUGUUUCACUGUUGUGUCAGUGAAUGUAGUUCAAAUUUUCCGAACACUGAAUUGAUUUUAUUUUUCAUUCUCAAACUUGUGGGUCGAAUUUACACGGGAGUCUCCAUCUUCUGUACUGUGAUGAUGACGCUGCCGCCGAAAGUCUGAUGAUUUUAAAGUUGGAUCAUUGAAAAUGGGAGAGUGAAUUUCUGUAUUCAGAAAUAUUUUGUUUGACGUCUGCUUUGCUCAAGUAAUUCACAAUUUUAUUUCAGAUGAUUCCAUUAUGCCUUCAGGAAGUUUUGGCAUUUGAAGCCAUACCAGUAACCACAAAUUUUCUUGAACAUUUGGUUGAUGGAGUUAGUUUUUAAUAAAAGUUUCAUUUUUAGUAUAUUGUAUUACCAUGCAUAUAAAAUCAUCCCUUUUUAGAAGAUUGUUAGGCCUUCAAUAUGUAUAAUCAUCUUUAAUUAAUAUAUAACUUUGGCUUUUGGUGACGAGCCAUGCUGAAUGUUGCAGAUUUUCCAAUGUUUCGGCAAACACUGCAAUUGCCAUCUUCUGGGUGAAUGUGUAUUGAGGACUUAGGAUGCCUUAUAUAGGACAGGCUGUAGAUGGUGACUGGAAUAAGCUUCUUAAAAAUUUCACCAUGAAGAUGACGACUGUAUUGUUUUCAGAAUCAUUGGAUCAUCUACAGAAUUCCAACAUCGCUCUUCCCACAAACCCAAAGUUUUAUACAGAAACCUAAGGACAAUGAUCCUUAAUUAAUGAAGGCCUUGAUAAAAUGUGUUGGUUUUUAUAUAAACGGUCGACAGUUUUGUUGUAAAUAAGUACUGUAAUAUAUUUAUAUUGUAUCUGUAUGAAUCCAUUGUAUCAUUCUUUUAUCACUUCAUUAUUGUUAUAUACGUUAACAUUAAGUGCUAUUUCCAUGUGUAUUGCACUAAAGGCGUAAUAAUGAAUAUUAUACACAUUAUAAAAAACUAUAUAAAGUAUACUAACUCUGAUAGAAUCAAUUGAAGGACGAAGUAAUAAGCUCGUUGAAUCACUAAUAUGACGUCAUGUAUUUACAUUUUUAUUGUCCUCAUUUUGUUGAACAAGCUUCCGUUCUUCUGCGUACUGGUGUCACUUAAACUCACAUUAAUUUAAACUAAAUUUGGCUGUACACUAAUGUUAUUCCUUUCCAUUGUACGCCAUAGUUUGUCGAAAUUAGUUUAUUCUGAUAUUCAGUUAUUAGAAGAAACACUUAAAUUCAGAAGAGUAUUUUUGUUGCGCCAUCGUGCUGUCUGAAACUAGAUACUAUCACGUAUAGUAUUCAUUAAUUUCAUGAAAUUGCUUUUUGACGGUAGUUUUGAUUCAUACACAAUUGCUCCUUUCUAGGUUAGUCACAUGUCUUACAGUAGAUAAUAAUGUUUGUGCAUGGUGGAAUUUCCAUCUGCCAUUUAUUUGUUUAUGUUUACCUUAUUCAUUAGAUCCUGCUACUAGUCCAUAUCCUGAGUCAGAUUAUCCCAGUCUAAGGUCCAUUUUAACUUUAUUUUCCAAUCGAUGCCUGAAUUUUUCAACUGGUCUCUUCCCUAUAGGCAUUCCAAUAAAAAUUUUGAAAGAGUUUCUCAUUUCUCCCAUGCAAGCUACAUACCCUGCUCAUCUCAUCCUUCUUGGUUUGGUCAUCCAAAUAGCAUUUGGUAUAGUGUACAGAUUACGAAACUCCGCAUUUUGUUAUUUUUUUUCAGCAUAGCUGAGAUUAUUUGCAAAUAAUAAUGUCGGUACUUCAGUAUACCAAACCUGUGACAAUAUUAAAAAUAGAUAUUUCUGUGCAUUGGUGA